AUGGCAGAAAAAUCCCAUAAUUGUAUUCAAAGUUUAGAACAUCCAGAAGUUUCACCAUUGAAUGCGCAUUUUCAAAGUGAUAUACCCAUGGUUUACGUAGAUGGGGAAAGCUUCUGGAAAGAUGGGAAAUAUUUGACAGGAUUUGUGGUAAUCUCAGGAGACGGCCAAAAGCCUAUUUUGAAGAGACUGCCAGGAUACAUGUCAGCCCAAAUGGCAGAGUUAGAAGCAGUAAAAUAUGUUUUACAUUUUGAGCCUGUUAAUAUUUACAGUGAUAGUGCCUAUAUGGUAAACUCUUUAUGUUUAAAUAUGGCAGUUUGGGCCAGAAGGGGAUUCAUCAACAGUGUUGGGAAACCCCUCAAACAUGCUCCGGUUUUACGAGAGUUAUGGGCAUUGAUUACCCAAAAUGGCUUACAGGAAAAAUUUAGUAUAGUUAAAAUUAAAGCACAUCAGAGAUGUUACACAGUAGAGGCUAGAGGAAAUGCUUUGGCAGAUACCGAAGCGAAACAAGCAGCUGAAUCAGGUGGAGGAGCAAAGUUACGUUUCUGUUUUGGCACAAAAAAGAGUCAUCUAGGACUAUAG
Messenger RNA from Protopterus annectens (West African lungfish), 579 nucleotides. RefSeq names its product ribonuclease H-like. The transcript has 3 exons. Gene Ontology annotation, molecular function: RNA-DNA hybrid ribonuclease activity; nucleic acid binding. The coding region runs from base 1 to 579 and encodes 192 amino acids. The record is from RefSeq and is a predicted model, not a curated record. NCBI's taxonomy places the organism in Eukaryota, Metazoa, Chordata, Ceratodontiformes, Protopteridae.